UACCCCGUUGUACGCCGGAAGACGAGAAACUCGUUAGCCCAAUUACACACGUUCGCAAUAAGAUCAUUACAUUUAACAUAAUGAACAUAACUGCCAAUCUAGAUUAGUGUCACAUAUUCGGAUGGGCUUUGCUCAAUAGAAAAUAUAGAAAAGGGAGAAAUAAUACAUUGCCCUUGUUGUGAACGCUACGGUGAGUCUCGAGCACAAAAACGAACGCCCCUAACACAACGCGGGAAACGCCGUUGUGUUGUUUUCCACCGCGGAGCAACCACCGGGCUAACCCUCAACUUAGGGGAUAGUGUGACUACCAGACAGAUGUCCAGCUGUCCGCUUUGGUGUGCUACUCUCUGACCCUAGAGAGUCCGUCCUCGACCGGGACCCCUCGGUUUUGUUUUAGCCCGGGCCGCAUGAAGGAAACCCGGAAAACUAAGCGGUUAAUUAUAUGUCUGUCCCCGCGCUGCUCGUUCUAGCCUACGAGAAGCCGUUAGCUCCGAAACAAAGAAGGGUGUUUACAAGCGCAGACGGCCCGGUUCUGGUGGGAAAUGGAUACGUUUCAAAAAGUGGAAAAGAUCGGAGAAGGGACGUAUGGAGUGGUGUACAAAGCUAAGAACAAACUGACCGGAGAAACGGUCGCUCUGAAGAAAAUCCGACUGGACACAGAAACGGAGGGCGUUCCGAGCACAGCAAUUAGAGAAAUUUCCCUUCUUAAAGAACUCAGUCACCCAAAUAUUGUCAAGUUGCAGGAUGUGAUUCACACGGAGAACAAACUCUAUCUUGUUUUUGAGUUCCUCCAUCAGGACCUUAAAAAGUUCAUGGACUCGUCCUCGGUGACUGGCAUCCCGCUGGCGUUGGUGAAGAGUUAUCUCUUCCAGCUGCUGCAAGGCCUGGCCUUCUGCCACUCUCACAGAGUUCUUCAUCGAGACCUGAAGCCGCAGAACCUCCUCAUCAACGCCCAGGGGGAGAUCAAACUGGCAGACUUUGGUCUGGCGAGAGCUUUUGGAGUACCGGUCCGCACCUACACUCAUGAGGUGGUAACACUUUGGUACAGAGCCCCAGAAAUCCUCCUCGGCUGCAAAUACUACUCCACGGCUGUGGAUGUGUGGAGUUUGGGGUGUAUCUUUGCUGAAAUGAUCACCAGGAGGGCUUUGUUUCCCGGAGAUUCCGAGAUCGAUCAAUUAUUCAGGAUCUUUCGCACCUUGGGCACACCCGACGAAACGGUGUGGCCAGGAGUCACAUCCAUGCCCGACUACAAGCCUUCCUUCCCCAAAUGGGCUCGUCAGGAUUUAUCCAAAGUGGUUCCGCUUCUAGAUGAAGAUGGAAGAGAGCUGCUCGCAGAAAUGCUGAAAUAUGAUCCAAACAAAAGGCUCUCUGCCAAAAACGCACUUGUACAUCGCUUUUUCCGGGAUGUGACCAUGCCUGUACCUAACCUCAGACUCUGAGCUGUGCUAAAUCUAUCUGCACGCUAAACCGAAAUUAAGUCUGAGCUAUAAACCCCCCUCUUUUACCUGGGCGAUGCAGGAGACGGUGGAUUACUGAGCAAAGGCCGGAUGUCUGAAGUGUUUUGCUGUUAUUUAAUCUGCAUUGUUCUAGUAGAUGUGGCGGUUCGACUGUAAUUUUCAUGAUUAGUUUUUUCUACAUGCAAAAUUGAGAUGUAGCUUGGUUGGGGUUCGGGAUUUUGUUGGUAAAAGUUAACUUCAGAAUUACUCUAAAUCCAAAUGCAAGCUUGUGUUUAGGAUGUUCAAGUUAGAGUUUAAAAUGACUGAACAAAGUGAAUGGAAAGGGCAGAUAACUGAGGAAAUGCUCGAGUGUUCAGAGUCCUCUGUGAUGCUUCUGUUAUCUUCACUGUGUGGGACCACCAGGGUGUUUAGAACGCCUGCUGAAGGUUCCAGGAUCACUACCCAAACUAAAGUUCUGAUGUACAAAUGUUCUGGGUUUUUAUAAAAUUGAAUGCUUGUGGAUCUUAAGUGAGAUUUUAUCAGUGCCUAAAUAGCAUUUUUAUAGAUAUUGUUUAUAUGCAGUUUGGAAAAAAAUAAACUGGUUUAAGUAAAAAGUUUCUGGUGAAA
This is a messenger RNA of Oryzias melastigma (Indian medaka), 2063 nucleotides long. RefSeq names its product cyclin-dependent kinase 2. Gene Ontology annotation, cellular component: cytoplasm; nucleus; cyclin-dependent protein kinase holoenzyme complex. Bases 543 to 1439 code for a protein of 298 amino acids. Lineage: Eukaryota; Metazoa; Chordata; Actinopteri; Beloniformes; Adrianichthyidae. The transcript has 7 exons. The record is from RefSeq and is a predicted model, not a curated record. Gene Ontology annotation, molecular function: ATP binding; cyclin binding; cyclin-dependent protein serine/threonine kinase activity. Gene Ontology annotation, biological process: protein phosphorylation; G1/S transition of mitotic cell cycle; signal transduction.